ACUCACACGCACACACACACACGCGGCGCCGGGAGGGAGGGAGGGAGGCAGCGCGGCACAGUCAGACGGGCGAGCCAAGGGGAGCGAUGAGGAUCGGCGCCGUCGGGGGCAACGGGAGCCCUCUCGCCCACGCACGGGGGGCAGCCCGGCACCCCACAGCCGGACACCCCUGGCCCCGCACCGGGGUUUGCGGACGCUCCGUCGCUGCCUGCUACCGGGACAGAGCCAGCACCCAGGGGCAUUGUGUAAUCUACCCCUGUGACCAUAUCAACUGAGACCCCUUCUCUGACUCUGCUCCCACACCAGGAAUACUUUCUCUCUUCCUAUACAUUCUCUCUCCUGCCAGGAAGAAAGAAUUAGUGGAGCAGCAGCAGCAGCAGCAGCAAAGGAAUACAGCACUCGUACAUUGCAGAUUUUCAGAGGGGAGUUUCCGCUGUUGUUCACAAUGCACAGAGCCACAUGGCAUGGGCUGAACAUCAGAGAGACCAUGGACAGCAUGAUCACACUUACCUGCAUUGCCUUCCUUUGACCUCUGCCCACAACUCCUAAAGUUAUCAGCACUUACAGUAAGGAGGCAUCUUGCCUGGAAAAACCCUGGAUGCUGUUUGACUGGGAGGCAUCUAGGUCCAUGGGGCUUGCUAACAUCCAUUGAAAAGACCUUGGCUGGGGAGAAUAACAUCCUUCGUUCUUGGGCAGACCUGGAUUUUGAUGUCUGAGACAAGAACUAGACUGGAUGAUGGGGCCCUCUGCUCCAUUGAUUUUUGGCGAUAAUUGAGCAAAGAAACGUUUUCAAGAAGGCUUUCAGAGAAAGCCGCUUUAUCAAAAGCUUUCCCUGGGACAAUACUUAGAGCACAGUUGAGUUUGGAUGGUGAGACAUUUUAGCAAAGGUUCUGUUAUCUACUAACUGUGUGCAACAUGGCCGCAGGGGUGGCAACAUGGCUGCCCUUUGCCCGGGCAGCAGCUGUGGGCUGGCUCCCACUGGCCAAGAAGCCCAUGCCCAAGCCUCCUGCUGACAAGAAACGCCGCAGCGAUGAGAUCUUGGUAGUCAACGUCAGCGGGAAACGCUUCCAGACUUGGAAGAACACCUUGGACCGUUAUCCGGAUACCCUGCUGGGCAGCUCAGAGAAGGAAUUCUUCUUUGAUGAAGACAGCAAGGAGUACUUCUUUGACCGCGACCCAGAGAUGUUCCGCCAUAUCCUCAACUUCUACCGCACUGGCAGACUCCAUUACCCCCGCCAGGAGUGCAUACAGGCCUUCGAUGAAGAGCUGUCAUUCUACGGCAUCAUCCCAGAGCUCAUCGGCGACUGCUGCCUGGAGGAAUAUCGUGACCGCAAGAAGGAGAAUGCCGAGCGCCUCGCUGAGGAUGAAGAAGCAGAGAUGACCAAUGACACUGGCCUGCCUCCGGACAGCACCUUCCGCCAGCGGCUCUGGAGAGCCUUUGAGAACCCCCACACCAGCACCAUGGCUUUGGUCUUCUAUUAUGUGACUGGGUUCUUCAUUGCCGUGUCAGUCAUUGCCAAUGUGGUGGAGACCAUCCCAUGCCGGCCUUCUCCUGGGAGGAAGAAGAACUUGCCCUGUGGAGAUCGGUUCCCCAAGGCUUUCUUCUGCAUGGACACAGCUUGCGUCCUCAUCUUCACCUUUGAGUAUCUCAUGCGCCUCUUUGCCGCCCCAAGCCGAUUCAAGUUCAUGAAGAGCGUGAUGAGCAUCAUUGAUGUGGUUGCCAUCAUGCCCUAUUACAUUGGGCUGGUGAUGCCAGAAAACGAGAAUGUCAGUGGGGCCUUUGUGACGCUAAGGGUGUUCCGCGUCUUCCGUAUCUUCAAGUUCUCGCGCCACUCGCAAGGGCUGCGGAUCCUGGGAUACACCCUCAAGAGCUGUGCCUCUGAGCUGGGCUUCCUGCUCUUUUCGCUCACCAUGGCCAUCAUAAUCUUUGCCACCGUUAUGUUCUAUGCUGAGAAGGGCACUGCAUCCACCAACUUCACCAGCAUCCCUGCUGCCUUCUGGUACACCAUCGUCACCAUGACCACACUUGGCUACGGUGAUAUGGUCCCGAGCACCAUUGCAGGGAAGAUCUUCGGUUCCAUCUGCUCUCUGAGUGGGGUGCUGGUCAUCGCCCUCCCUGUACCUGUCAUCGUCUCCAACUUCAGCCGCAUCUACCACCAGAACCAGCGGGCAGAUAAGCGGCGAGCUCAACAGAAGGUUCGCCUGGCCCGGAUCCGUCUCGCCAAGAGCGGCACCACCAACGCUUUCCUUCAGUACAAGCAGAACGGGGGCCUCGAGGACAGAGACCCUGAUGCUCACGUCUUGGCUGUGCGUAACCGAUCAGCCUUUGAAAUGCAACACCAUCAUUUGUUGCAUUGCCUGGAGAAAACUACUAGUCACGAGUUUACGGAUGAGCACACCUACAGCGAGUUUUGCCUGACGGAACCCCUGGGCUACCGCACCAGCCGAAGCACUUCCCUCUCCUCCCAGCAAGGCGGCAAAGGGGGCCUAAGCACCUCGUGCUGCCCCCGCCGGACCAAGCGCCGCACCACCCGCCUAACCAACUCCACCAUGUCAGUGAGCCGCACCAGCGCUCAGGAGCUCGAUACGCUAAACAGCCAGAAAAGUGCUGCCCCCCAGAGCCGCUCCAACCUGAACGCCAAGACCCACGACAACUUGAAGCUGAACUGUGACACCACAGACUUCACAGCAGCCAUCAUCUGCAUCCCCACCCCUCCUGCCAACACGCCGGAUGAGAGCCAGCCCCCGUCUCCCGGAGGCCCUGGCGGACCCCUGCGCAACUCCAGCCUGUCCACCCCCUACAUACUGCACGAGACGGUCAAGAUCUCCUCCUUGUAAGGGGAGACUGGGGCGGGGCGGGGUGCUUGUCCCGACUCCUUCCUCUGCCCAGAGUGGCUGCCGGCUGCCUGGGUCCUGCUUACGAGCAGGGGACGGGGUCCUCUGCCCCUGCCUCCCACCCCGCCCGUCGAACUGCAAGCUGGAGGAGGGCAGCAGGGGGCGUGUGUCGCACAGUCCCUUCCUCAGAGGCGAAAUCGUUGGCCACCAACAGGGGGAGCUGGCGCACGGGGGGGGGGGGUUCUGAUGCCCGCCCAGCUCCCCCUCUACAAUCAAAGCCAUAUAGGAGGGGAGGUGGGUCCCCGAUGCUAUGCAACCGCAAAGGGGUGGAGCGAUGCGGGGGGAACUGGGUUCCAACAGGUGGACCUCAGUGGUAAUAGGGAACAUAUCCCAACAGCGGGAACAUAUCCGGAAGACUUUUUCCACACUAUACCAAACCUAUUACUCCUUAGGUUGGGAUCAGGCUGAGUCAAAAUCCCUGGUUUGACUCUGAGAGGGGUUAGGGGGCAUUACAGCAGCAGGGAGAGGGAGCAGGGGCUUCUGGAUCCUACCUUUGGCUGUGGAGGGCAGGGGUCUGAAGAGUGGGACUGCAAGAUUGUUGGGUGAGGGAGGUCAAGAGUGGGGGGUUUCCACCUGCAGGUGGAAAGGCGAGCUCUGAGGAUCGAGGCUCUUUGAUUCUGGUCCUAAGCAUGAUCAGAAUGGGGGGUGUAUUUCCCAAUGGUUAGAGCAAGGGAUUCUGGAGUUUGUUCCAGUUAAAGAUGAGGAAGCCUUUGAGGGAAAGGGAUGGAAAUAGAACCGGCUAAGCUUCCAACCAGUUCCCGCCCUCCACCCCCAAUCUUCUGCCUCUCCUGGCUGAGCCAUUUCUGGGACGGACGGAGCCUUAAAAGCCCCUGUCUCCCUGUCUGUCUCUCUGCCUUUUUUUCCUCUCUGCCCUCCUCCCGAUACCUGUUCUGUAACUUGGAAACUGCACUUUAAAGAAAAAAGAAAAAAGUCUAUUGCACCAAAACACGACACCUCAUGGGAAUCUCAUGUAUCAUUCUCCCGGCACCCCACACAGCCCUGCACCCCACUGCGUAGCAUCGAGACUGUGCAUGUGUAUUAUACCUCCGAAGAGUGGGAUCCAAAGCCCACGGCUACAGAGCACCACAUGGCAUGUGCAGCCGUGUCCCCCAUUCCUACCCCACCCGCCUACCCUGACGGAAGAUACGCUGUGAAGAACUGAAGCAGACCUGCAGAGCAGGGCUGUGGUCUGUGGUCCUCCUCCUCCUCCGGACAUUUUUUAGGUUACGAUCAAGCGAGAGAAAGAGAGACUUGGCUCUUGAUCCUGGAAACCUCGCACCGUUCCAUGUGCUCACCGGAGAAGGAACCGAACCUGGCAGAAAAGGAACUUGGGUGGGAUGGCGGAUACCGUUCUAGGUAUCGAGCGAGCCACAAGUCCCGUCGCAUGCAUCAAGCUGGCUGGCUCUCGGCGUCCAGCAAAGGUUGCUCUCUCAACAGGAUCAGCCAUUUUUGUUUCAAUCUGCUGGCCACUCUUUAUUUUGCUCAGCGUCUUGGCUUUCUCUCUCCUGGCUACCGGUGGGGAGUCAGCAUGGCCUUGGGUAGCCAGGAGUCACCCGUGGGUUAAGUUCAGAGAGGAAUAAGGUCUGGUGGCUUAUGACAUAGGCCUUGUCGGGGGAAGCAGCAGCAAAUGAAUGAGGAAGACUGGAGCGUGAGGAUGCCUGGGGGACGAAAUUCCUCUGGUCGGUCUCCAGCUCUGGCAAAGUAGGGGGAUCCAAGUGGAUGUGUUGAAGUUAGCAUCCUUCGAUAGGACCAUGUGAAACAUGGAGCGUACUUGGGCUGUCUCUCGCCCCGGAUCCCACAUUCAUUUUCUAACCAGAGUUUUCCUUGCAACAAUUAUUAAGUACCUGUAAAUCAACAUCUCCCCCUGUUGGAUGGUUAAAGAAAUAACAGUUAGUUAUUUCAGGGCACUUUAAUGCGGAUCAAUGAACUCAAAUGCACUUUUGAACAGAAUCAUAGGGUCUGCUAGCGGGAGCGAUGAAUGAAUGACACAAGAAGAGGUGGAAAUGUCUCAUAAGUGGAUUUAAGGGCUGCCGCAAAGGCACAGAAGUGUAGAGAGGAAGUGAGAAGAAUCAGAACAAGGUUCCUUGAGCUGAAUCAAACAUUCCAGUGUCUAUUUCUCUACUGCAAAAAAGUUGGGGGGGAUCCUUAUACCCUAACAGAGGUUAAAUUACUACUAUGCACACUUAGCUGGGAUCAAGAUACACUGAACAAAGUGGAACUUAUUUCCAAGCAAAUUUGCAUAGAAUCAGGCUGGCUUCCAGUUACGUAACUGUGAAUGAAAUCUCUCCUCCAACUACUUUCCUUUUAAGCAAAGACACGAGGAUGCAUUUGUUCUGGCUGUUCGCCACUCUUUUACAUCUGGAACCACAUUGAAUGUGUCCCAAAACACCGCAGGGGUCACUCUUGACCCCCCACAGUGUGAAAUGAGAUAAUUAUUGGAUGAUCAAUCUGUAGUUUACAGUUCCUGUCCCCCCUGCUCAGACUGGGGUGCUUGAGAGAGACAACAUGGACAGAUUUGGAGCAGAGCAUAACUAUUUCAUUUCUCUUGAACAUAAAUGCUGCUCCAUUUUCCCUGCUAGGUAUAGCACAGAGGACAAUGUCCCAAUGUUUAACUUCCUCAAUACCAAACAAGAAUACUCCAACCUCUUGAAACAGAUAGCAAUAUUCCCAGGGUUUGACAUAUGCAAAGGGCAAACAGCUGUCUUCCAUUUAGGGUAACCCAAGUCAAGAGCGGGGUGAGUGAGUGAGUGAGUGUGUGUGUGUUUCUUUGGAGCUGUUGUUCUUCCAUCCCAGUCACAUGCCUAAAUUGCUCAGUGGAAUAGAUCCCCAGACUUUCUGGGUUCUAGCA
Molecule: messenger RNA, 5743 nt
Organism: Podarcis muralis (Common wall lizard)
Lineage: Eukaryota; Metazoa; Chordata; Lepidosauria; Squamata; Lacertidae
Gene: KCND1
Product: potassium voltage-gated channel subfamily D member 1
Biological process (GO): protein homooligomerization; potassium ion transmembrane transport; action potential
Cellular component (GO): voltage-gated potassium channel complex; postsynaptic membrane; neuronal cell body
Molecular function (GO): protein binding; A-type (transient outward) potassium channel activity
Source: RefSeq, a predicted model, not a curated record